GUCGCCAGCUGUCAGCGCAGAAGAAGAACAAGUGGCGCAACAAUGGCGGAUAUUUUCCUCUACAGACAGUCCAGGGUUUUAUUCAGUGCUGUAGUUGACAUUGUGUGUAGUCUAAUGUCAUAGCUAGCUUUAUAAGGUCUGUCUGUCGUACAGAGGACACAUCUGUGUCUGUGUUGGUGGCGUCACACCCAGCAUCAGUCUCAUUUUGACAAACAGCAGGAGCCGACCGAGUCGCUUCGCUUCAUUGUUUGUUUUCUUCCAGUCCUUGCGUCUACUUUUGACUGUUGAGGAUGCCACUGGGGCUGAAACCGAGCUGCGCCGUCUGCAAGACAAACUCUUCUUCGAUGUGGAAGAAAGGAAACCAAGGGGAGAUCCUUUGUAACAACUGCACAGGGAAGAGCAGCAUCGGCGGAGCAUCAGGACCCUCCAUCUCCUCCACCACUCAGCCCAGCAAUGGCGGGGGCAAGCAGUCUAAGCAGGAGAUCCAUAGGAGGUCUGCAAGGUUAAGAAGCACCAAGUACAAAGCUCCUGCCUCUGAGAAGAAAGUGUCAACAAAGGGAAAGGGAAGAAGACACAUAUUUAAGUUAAAGAAUCCAAUCAAAGCUCCUGAAUCAGUUGCAACAAUCAUAACAUCUGAAUCUGUAUUUUAUAAGGGUGUGUAUUACCAGACCGGUGAUGUGAUCCAAGUAAUUGAUGAAGACGAUGGGAAGCCUUAUUAUGCUCAAAUUAGGGGCUUCGUACAAGACCAGUACUGUGAGAAAAGUGCAGCUUUGACCUGGUUAAUCCCAACCCAGGCCAGCCCAAAGGACCAGUUUGAUCCCAGCACAUACAUACUGGGUCCAGAAGAAGAUUUGCCUAGAAAAAUGGAGUACCUGGAGUUUGUGUGUCAUGCUCCCUCAGAAUAUUUCAAGUCACGCAGCUCUCCGUUUCCCACCAUCCCUAUUCGACCAGAAAAAGGAUACAUCUGGACUCACAUAGGACCCACACCAGCCCUCACUGUCAAAGAGUCUGUGGCUGGCAGCAGUUAACAGGACUAUGUGGACUUCGUCUGUUGCUUUCAAACAUAAGACAUUUGUACAUUAUUGUAAUAUAGUCAAAACAACUAUGGUUGUUAACCAUGACCAUUACUUCAAAUGGAGGAUAAACUGUAAUUUGAUACACGUGUAACUACAUUUCAAACUAAUAGUUACACACUUUCAGCAUUGGAAUUCUACUUUUGUAUUUAAUAAUAAAGAAAAAAAACAUCUUCACCAUG
Messenger RNA from Betta splendens (Siamese fighting fish), 1255 nucleotides. It is a transcript of the gene gatad1, whose product is annotated as GATA zinc finger domain containing 1. Gene Ontology annotation, cellular component: nucleus. The transcript has 5 exons. Gene Ontology annotation, molecular function: zinc ion binding; sequence-specific DNA binding. Lineage: Eukaryota; Metazoa; Chordata; Actinopteri; Anabantiformes; Osphronemidae. The record is from RefSeq and is a predicted model, not a curated record. The coding region runs from base 291 to 1028 and encodes 245 amino acids. Gene Ontology annotation, biological process: chromatin organization; regulation of DNA-templated transcription.